Messenger RNA from Rhipicephalus sanguineus (brown dog tick), 1051 nucleotides. RefSeq lists its product as uncharacterized. Gene Ontology annotation, molecular function: amine binding. Gene Ontology annotation, biological process: symbiont-mediated perturbation of host defenses. The record is from RefSeq and is a predicted model, not a curated record. The coding region runs from base 72 to 638 and encodes 188 amino acids. Lineage: Eukaryota; Metazoa; Arthropoda; Arachnida; Ixodida; Ixodidae. The transcript has 5 exons.
CUCUUAUCUGGAUUAAAGAGCACGUGACCGCUUUAAAAGCCAGACGCACACGAGCGGUGGAAGUUCGUAACAUGAUUACAAUGACACGAGUGGCGCUGUUGGCUCUCGCUGCCCUGUGGUGUUCGGCGUCUGUGCUAGGAAAGCUCGGAGCACCUGGCGGCCCUCGAAAGCUACACCACGACAUUGCAGAUAGUUUCAAGGUGAUCGAGAACUUUCCGUACACCGUAGCCAUUUCCGAUUCAGACAACGACACUGUCUUCGAAUGUGUGGCCGCUAACAGAACGGAGAUUGACCCGGAGGCUCAAACAGCUACAUUUGUCUGGCUCUUCCAAGGAAACGAGAACUCUCCAAAGCAGGAUAUUCCUUUCUACGUAAAGACUGGAGAGGAACCUGGAACGCUGCUCUUCUCCGUGGAAGGCGAUCCCACAGUUAGGGAGGGCCGCUACUAUUACACAGACUACAAAACCUGCGUCGUACUGGACAUGGAAUACCACGGACAUCAAUGCAUUCUGUGGACACAAAGAGCAGUGAAGGAUAAUGUUCCGCAGCACUGCAUUGACCAGUUUGUCGACACGUGCGGCGUCGUCCCUCCCCCCCACAGCAGAGACCUCUGCCCGGACGGUGAAGGCGACUACUAGCCGCCUCUGCGGUGUCUUCCUUUUAAACGUGUUGUGCACUAUAUAUUCUGUGCAAAGUAUUCAAAUUUAUCGAAAGCAUUUAAAUAAAUUUUUCGCUGUUCGGAAUGAAAUUCACUAGGAAUAUUUCAUUCAUACAUUUCAAUUUUGAGAUCCUAUCUACGAUCUCAAACCGAGCGUCGUAACAACUAGGCUAUCUAGGCACGCUACCACAGCAUAGCAUAGCCUUUGGGAUAACAAAGAACGACGCCGGAGUUUGGGCGCGCGGGCAGCUAGGGCGAAACAGAGGAAGACGAAGCAGAAUAAAUCCUUAAGCUCCUACUUGUAUAAGAAUUCUUAUAUUAGUAAUGAUUUAAUGUUUAAAAAGUAGCAUUUUUAUUUCAUCAUAGUAAUUUCUAUUCGCAAUUACGAUUAAA